Molecule: messenger RNA, 966 nt
Organism: Entamoeba dispar SAW760
Lineage: Eukaryota; Evosea; Mastigamoebida; Endamoebidae
Exons: 1
Coding region: 1-966 (321 amino acids)
Molecular function (GO): actin binding
Source: RefSeq, a predicted model, not a curated record
AUGAAUGGAUUAAAGGAUUCACUUUCAAUGUUUAGGGGAACUUAUGGUCAAUUGUUUGAAUGUUUUAGAAAGUUGUUUAUUUGUAAAACUGAUACUGAUAGUAAAUCACAAUUAAUCAUUUCAGCUAAUAUGGAAGAUAUGCAAAAAUUAAUUAAGACCUCUAAAGGACUUCCACAGAAAUAUAGAAGUUUAGUUACUAUGAAGAAACAAUCAAUGAUUAAUACUACUUGGUUGUCACCUGAAUUGAAGGAAAUUUUGAAAGAUGCUGGUGUGAAACCAAAACAUCUUGCUGAUCCUACUAUUGUUGAAACUUUGAUUCAAACUGUUAAACAAGCAGUCCAACAAGGAACUGUUCCAAAAGAUUUACUUGACCAAUUAGAAGCAUCAAGAGCAAAUAAAGAAGAUAAAUUAAGUAAAGUCAUUGAAGUAGAAGAUAUUGUUGUACCAGAUCGUAGACCACCACCUACUCCUAUUGCUCGUUCUACUCCAAGCACAGGUGCUCCUACAACUUCAAAUGUUGCUACUACAUCAGUACAAGCUGCUCCAGCUAAUAUUCCACCUCCUCCAAUUGCUCCAGUGAUUGAUAAUAUUCCACCACCCCCAGUAGCUCCUGCUAUUGGCAAUCCACCACCACCUCCUCCAAUUGCACCUGCUAAACAAGCUGGUAAUCCACCACCACCUCCUAUUAGAUCAACCAAUUCAGCUGGUAACCCACCACCACCUCCUCCAGCAAGACAAACUGCUGCUCCAGCACCAGCUAAUGGAAAUUUGUUAGCUGAUAUUAGAAGUGGUAUUACUCUUAGGUCUGCUGCUGAUAGAAAAUUAGACACUGCCGCACCUGUUGUCAGUGAUGCAGGUAAACAAGAUUUGACCUCUAUGCUCAGAAAAGCUAUGGAAGUAAGAAGGAGUGAUAUUGCUGAUGAUGAGGAUGACGAUGAUGAUGACGAUGAUGAAUGGAGUGAUUAA